AUUUGUUGUUAUCCACUGAACCGAGAAACGCAGAUGAAACAGAUAUUUCAAAAAAUCUAUUUACUUUCUGACGUUUGUUAAACAUAGACUCCCCAUCCAGGAUAUGGUUAAGAUUAUCGGUAUUUACUGCUUAUAAACGGCUACAAACUGCUGCAUCACUGAAACUAACCACAUCUGACCAGAGAACAUGAAAGUGUCAUACAGUGUGGUCCUUCUGUUGACCAGUACGAAUGUAAUUUAUUGCUGCUUUAUCAAUCCUUGUAACUACAGCGAAUAUUGUAAAAAUGGAGGAGAAUGUGUCUUCUUGGACGACCAAUGCACGGCUGUGUGUAAAUGUACGAACGGAUAUACCGGAGAAAGAUGCGACAGAAAGUUUAAUGAGUCGGACUUUGAUUGUAGAUCUUGUCAUGAAAAUCAAACCUGCUUCCAUUUAAACAAUGCUUGGACUUGUGUGACCUUGUCAACUUCUACAGAGACCGUGGUCAAUACAACUACAGAGACCGUGGUCAAUACGCCUGUCCAGACCGCCGAGAUUCCUCGUAACGUCUGCUCUGAGGACUACGUCAAUAGAGAAGACAGUGAACGUUUCUGUCUGGGUUACAAUUGUGUUUACGGGUGGUGUAACAAGAGUUACGAGGAUGUCGGGGGCAUACAGACACUGACCACUAAAUGCGCCUGUGACCCCGGGGCCAGGGGUACUAAGUGUGAGUAUCAGUGCUGUUUGGACUGUGGCCACGGUAUCUGUCAGUAUAGUGUCAGUGAGAAGGAACCGUUCUGUAACUGUGAGUCUGGAUACACGGGGGGACGAUGCACGGAACUCCAGCCCAGCACAGACACAGACAUGUCGGAUCCGAUCUGGAUCUGGUGGCUAGUCGGAGGCUGUGUCUUGGCUUUCUUCCUCCUCUUGGUAUUGUUGAUAUUGGUACCGUAUUGUCUCUGGAAGAAGCGAGUUCUGGUUGUAAUGAAAGUGGCCUACUUUUUCCAGUCAUACGAGGACAAUGACGACAAGGUCUGGGACGCCUUCGUCUCUUAUAAGUCGGCGGGAGCAGAUGAGGACUUCGUGAUGAACAAACUCCAGCCUGUUCUGGAGGAUCAGUUGGGUUUCCGUCUGUGUCUUCACUACCGGGACUUUGUCAUAGGAGCAGCAAUAUUUGAAAACAUCAUAGAGGCUAUAAACAACAGUCGGAGAACAAUACUGGUGUUAUCUCCCCGCUUUCUGAGCAGUGAAUGGACGCGUUACGAAUACCAGGUGGCGCUGCAAGAAAUGCUCAAAAAGAAACACCGCAUAAUCCCGAUAAUUCUGGAAGACAUAUCCGCCGUGGAAAACGUAGACGAGACCCUGAAACAGAUCCUGUCUUCCAUUACGUACAUCAAGUGGCCGGAGAGUGAGAAGAAAGAGAAAAACUUCUGGAAAACUCUUCAACUCUCUCUUCCGAAGAAAAGAGUGGAAUCAAGCUCGGGUUCGACCAGUACUGGGAUCAGCUCUGUUGAACCUCCUAGUCCCACGGACAGUGUCCCAAGUGACUAUUUUUCAACUGACCAAGUUAUAAACGGUCAAUCAAAGGUUCUCACGUCGGACAUUAAUGACGUCAAUAUAGACAUUAUCAGUAAUUCGUUUUUCUCCAACAACAUUGCAUAUAUAAAUAGCACCGAGAAUGCUAAACCAAACGCUGUAAAAGUAAUAUCUGAUGAGGUUUACAAUUCUCAGUAUCUAAGUGAAAGACUGUGAUUUACAGGAUUACGGUCGUCGUUAAUGAGUUGAGUUUGUGAUUGUCGUUAAGGAUAGGGUUUGUGGCAAUCGGAUCAUGCUCGUCAUUUUCCGUAACCGGAAAAAAGACUCGGACGUGGAUCGGCGCAAAGUUUGCAUCGAAUCCAUGCAUUUCUUCACCAGAAGCGCGCAUGCGGAUGAAGUUAAAAGGCUAGAACCGAAUCCCUGUAUAAUGUGUUAUUUAGAUUUUCACCGGAUUCAGUUUUGGUAUCAUUAACAUCUUCUUCCCUCUAAUACAUAAACAUAUAAGUAGAAAUUGAUUGUGGUAGAACACCUUAGAUGUAUGACAUCUUAGCUGCAUUUUAAAAAAGCUCGCGUUUCAUAUUGUAACUUACGACUGUGACGUCAUAGUUUCAUUUGCGUACACAUAGCAACCGACUCUGAUGGCGUCAAUCUGCAUACGAGGUUUAUUUGCAGUUAGGGAAAUAACCGAGUAGUUACGAUGGGUUUGUGAUAGUUGGUUUGUGGUAGUCGUUAGGUCGAGUUAUCAUCCCUGUCACACAAUGUUGCUUGAACAACCACUAGCUCAGCGGGAGAGAACUGACAUAAUUUUUUCACAUUAAGGAUAUUAUCUUAGUUACCUCGCUUUUCUUGACGAAAUAUAGUGAAAUAAUUACAGACGUGUUACAUCACAUGAAGAUGAUGGGCGUCUCAGAUGGAUUACAGAACCAGGAUAGAAAUGACCUACAUAAAACUUGGACAAUCAACAUGAUAAUUCAAAGAAUUUAAUAUGUAAAUAAGAUCUAUGCUUAGUGUAGAGCAUUUUUACCAAUUAGUUGCAAAAACAUUUAAAAGCAAGCUAUCGUUCUUGUAAUUGUGUUCAGUAGAUCUAUAUUUGAUGUAAGUAUGAGUUAAUCUAGAAAUUAUUGACUCAGGAGCAUUAGUUACAUGCGUAGGACACAUACAUCGAUAUACCAUGCAAGGCAUUUUGUGGAAGGUCUUUGAAAUACCAAUAGAAUGUGACUGCCUUAAGGUAAUUAAAUUGUAAUGCACGAGAAUUAAAAGAACUGUGUGCUAAUCUUAUAGUAAUUAAAAACUCCGAAUUUGCUCUGUUUAUCGAAAA
Messenger RNA from Ostrea edulis (European flat oyster), 2831 nucleotides. RefSeq lists its product as uncharacterized. Gene Ontology annotation, molecular function: transmembrane signaling receptor activity. Gene Ontology annotation, cellular component: membrane. The transcript has 4 exons. Gene Ontology annotation, biological process: toll-like receptor signaling pathway; immune response. Bases 188 to 1729 code for a protein of 513 amino acids. NCBI's taxonomy places the organism in Eukaryota, Metazoa, Mollusca, Bivalvia, Ostreida, Ostreidae. The record is from RefSeq and is a predicted model, not a curated record.